AUGGUAAAUCCAAACUGCUUCAAUUAUAAACGCCGGGCCGAGAGCACCCUCCGGGUGGCAGCCGGGACCGCGCCCGCCACCUGCGGCCGCCCCCUCCCCGCCGCCGCCGUUCGGGGCGCGGAACCCGAGCGGGCAGAGGGGGCCGAGGCCGCCAGAGGGUGCCCCCAGCCCCACCCCGCCCGCCGAUCACUUAGCUUUCGUUUCCCCGGUGGCGGUGGCGGCCCGAGAGCGGCGGGGGCGGGACCGGACGAGCCCAUGGCCUCCGCCCUCCGCCCGCGCUCCCCACUGCUGCUCGGGCGCCUCUCGGGACCGCGACGCGGGGUCUGCGCUCCGGCCAUGGCGCCGCCGCACCGCUUCGCGCUGGAGCUGCCGGGCUGCACGUUAGCUCACUUCGCCGUCGGCGGCGACGCCCUCGGCGCGCUCCCCGACCCCAGCGCGGCCGCGCUCCUGGGCCCGCCCGGCCGCAGCUACUCGCUGUGCGUGCCGCUGGCGCCGGGCGGGGACUGCGCGGCCCGGGUGCGGGCGGCGCGGCUGCACCAGCGCCUGCUGCACCAGCUGCGCCGCGAGCCCCUCCGGCGGUGCCGGCUGCGCCCGCUGCUGUGCUACGGCCCCGGCGGCGGGGCGGGCGGCGUGCAGCACGGCUUCCUGCUCCACGACCCCAGCGACAGCCCCGACACCCGGCGCGCGUUGUUCUCCCUGCUCGGCGAGUCCCCGGAGGGCCCGCGUCUGGGCGAGUUCGUGGGCGACGCGCGCCUUCAGGUGUGGCAGCGCCUGUGGGAGCUGCGGGACGGCGCGGGGUGGCGGCAGGUGGGCCCCCGCGAGCGCGUCGUGUCCGCCCCGGAGCCCGCCCUGCACCCGGUGGUGCCCGACCUGCCCAGCUCUGGGGUCUUCCCGCACCGGGAGGCCGCCCGCGCAGUUCUGGAGGCGUGUAUACCCUUCAUUCCUGAAGCCCAGGCAGUGCUUGACCUGGUGGACCAGUGCCCGGAGCAGGCCCAGAAAGGAAAGUUCCCGGUCAUUGCCAUCGAAGGACUGGAUGCCACAGGCAAAACCACUGUGACCCAGUCAGUUUCAGACUCACUCAACGCUGUGCUCUUGAAGUCACCACCCGCUUGCAUCAGCCAGUGGAGGAAAAUCUUUGAUGAUGAACCAACUAUCAUUAGAAGAGCUUUUUACUCUUUGGGCAAUUAUAUCGUGGCUUCUGAAAUAGCUAAAGAAUCUACCAAAUCUCCUGUGAUUGUAGACAGGUACUGGCACAGCACGGCCGCCUACGCCAUAGCCACUGAGGUGACCGGGGGGCUCCAGCACCUGCCCCCGGCCCAUCAUCCUAUAUACCAGUGGCCUAGGGACCUGCUCAAGCCCGACCUGGUCUUGCUGCUCACAGUGAGUCCCGAGGAGAGGAUGCAUCGGAUUGAGCGCCGGGGCAUGGAGAGGACCAGAGAGGAAGCUGAACUGGAGGCCAACAGCAUAUUCCGUCAAAAGGUAGAAGUGUCCUAUCAGCGGAUGGAGAACCCUUGUUGCCAUGUGGUUGAUGCCAGCCCCUCAAGAGAAGAAGUCCUCCAGAUGGUCUUAAGCGUAAUCCAAAAUAAUU
This is a messenger RNA of Odobenus rosmarus divergens (Pacific walrus), 1588 nucleotides long. RefSeq names its product cytidine monophosphate (UMP-CMP) kinase 2, mitochondrial (gene CMPK2). Gene Ontology annotation, cellular component: mitochondrion; cytoplasm. The annotation marks the transcript as partial. Gene Ontology annotation, molecular function: dTMP kinase activity. Gene Ontology annotation, biological process: dUDP biosynthetic process; dTTP biosynthetic process; dTDP biosynthetic process. The transcript has 6 exons. NCBI's taxonomy places the organism in Eukaryota, Metazoa, Chordata, Mammalia, Carnivora, Odobenidae. The record is from RefSeq and is a predicted model, not a curated record.